Molecule: messenger RNA, 8359 nt
Organism: Drosophila santomea
Lineage: Eukaryota; Metazoa; Arthropoda; Insecta; Diptera; Drosophilidae
Exons: 7
Coding region: 1035-6026 (1663 amino acids)
Cellular component (GO): nucleus; cytosol
Molecular function (GO): GTP binding
Source: RefSeq, a predicted model, not a curated record
GGAUGCAGCAGCAGUAGCAGCCAUAAAAUCAACGGCCGCCAAAGAAUCAGCUUUAUAGGCGGGUUAAAUUCUAGAAAAGAGUUUGUCCACAGUGAUUGAACUAUUUAACAAUUACAUAUAGAAAAGCUGAAAUAAAAAAACAGUUUGAAGUGACUAUUUGCCAUAAAAAUUAAAAGAGAUUGUGAAAAUCUGUGGAGUUUUUUGGCUCUGCAAGGACCCUUGGAUUACCUUGCGGGGCGAGCGGAAUCGGGAGAUAUAACUUUGCCGGCGGAUGCCACUGAAGCGACGGCGAAAUAAACCAAAUAGAAAUCGAAGGAGGCUGCAACACGGAGAUAUUGCAGUAACAACUCCCAUUCAAUAAGGGAUUAUAGAAGCAGCCCAGCCCGUUAAGUGCUGCAAAGCGAAGGAAUAAAGGAAAAAAAAUCAAUUUUUUUUUUGAGCAGUGCACAUAUAUAUUAUUAAGGGCGCAAGAACGCAAGGACGCAAGGACACCGGCAACGGUGAGCAGCGGUUGAAGCGGCGCUGCAGCCGCAGAAAAUGGCCGCAUCCACGAGUGCAGCGGCGUUAACAAUAGCGGCAGCAACAUGAAUGAAAUCUGCAGCAACUGCAGCAGCAACAUUUAACGGCAACGCCGAUGAUGAUGACGAUGCUGAUGAUGCAGACGACGAUUACGAUGAUGAUGACGAUGUUGACGACGUUGCCGAGUUGCAGUUUCAAGAGCCACAACACAAUGCCAAGUGCCAACAGCAAGCUGAGCGAAGGGGGAAAUUAAGUGCCAAAGGCAACCGCAGCAACAUUGCAACAGCAGCAACAGCAACAGCAACAGCAACAGCAGCAACAGCAGCAACAGCAAUAGCGAAAAGAUUUUUCUCCAGCCAAGCAGAAUUCAAACUAAAUUUACAUAACAAAACACGUGCAGCGAACGCAGAAGUAAAAUCUCCAUUUCCCAGAAGCGUAGUCAAUAAGGAGACAGCAGCAGUAGCAACAGCAGCAACAGCAACAGCGGCAACUGCAGCCAUUUAGCCAGCUGCAACAUGCCCGGCAGCAACAUGUCGCCCUCACUGGGCGUCCGGGGGCGUGGCACCCUCUGUUUGGCGCUUCUGCUGGCCACCACAGCAUUCUGCGGUGCCGCUUGGGCGGCGCCCACAGUGGGUGGUGCAGCGGCAGCGCAGAAGCAGCCACACCACAAUUACCACCAUUUGGAAUUCGGAGUGCAGGGCAAUACGCCCACGCUGAUGGAGGCGAGCACCACCAGAGGUGGGAAACAUGCAAAAGUGGCUGCAGUGGUGCUACAGGCAACAUCAAAGCCCAGCACCAGCACUACCACCACCACCACCGAGAUGGCAAGAGCCACAGAUAAACUAGAGGUGCCUAGCGCUGAGACAGAAGCAUCUGCAAUCAGAAGCACCACUGAAAGUAGCACCACUAAUGGUAGUACCACUGAAAGUAGCACCACUGAAAGUAGGACCACUGAAAGUAGCACCACUGAAAGUAGAACCACUGAAAGUAGCACCACUGAAAGUAGCACCACUGAGAAAAUCGGCAUCACAGAGAUCAGCAGCACCACUGGGAAACCAACUGCGACCAAUGAAACACUCAGAAGUACUGCGACAGUGAGCAGCACCACAACAACCGUAGCAGCAGCACCACCAAGCACAGAAAGUAUUAAAGAUGAUUUGCAAGUGGUGCGGCUAUUGGACUUGGAGCACACUGUGGCACCACCGUUGGACAGUGGCCACGAUGGCCGCAAGCUGACCAAAAAGAAGCAGCUACUGGAGCAGCACUUUCCCACCACCACGGUGGCCGCCACCACCAUUGAAACGGAAAUGGAAAGGAUUCCCACUACCAGCAGCACCACAACCACCACAAUUUUAAGCAGCAGCACCACCAGAGCACCACCGCUACCGUUCACGUUCCCGCCGCUGCGACCCUCCAAUCUUGCUUUCCUGGAAGCGAUAUUUUCCACGGCACCAACCACACUACCCAAUGACUUUUCGGAAAUGAAAGCCACCAGGACACCACCGAACCCAUCCACGUUGGCGCCGCCGCACCAUGGCUACUUGGGACCGAUAUUUAUGGGCGAGCGAACCAUCGGUGUGGUGCAUCCGCUGAAGAAACCACAGCCAUCGAGCCACCAGCACGUGGCCUCGAUUGAGAGCCAGUUGCGUAAUGGCCGUUUGGUGGAGAUUUUGGCGCCCACGGCGCUGCUGGAGCAGAUUCCCGAGCCCAGCACCACCCAUGCACCACCAUCGCCAGGAGCUGCCUCGGUGCUGUCGACCACCGUUUUCCAGGUGCCCGAUUUUCAGACCAGCACCACCCGUCUGCCCACAAGUAAUAGUGAUAGCAAUAAUGUCGCUGGUGGUGUCGAGUUGGCUGCACCACCGCGCACCGAGUCCAAGAUCUCGGACAUUCAGAUCGAGGUGUACGAUUCCACGGUGGAUUCCAUAGUGGCUUCAACGAAUUUCCGUGACAGCGAGGGCUUCUAUGCACCACCGCAGAGCCCUGUGGAGAUUGGCACCACCAAGCCGUCGCAUGAGAUGCCGUUGCCGCAGGAGCGGUUCACCCAGUAUGUCAUCGAUCGGGCGGAUGUGUCCACCCAACCGGCAUCGGGUGGUGUCGCUGGUGUCAUUGGUUUUGGCGGUGCAGCGGUGGGCAAACCAGAGCCGGCGGCCAUCGAAAUCCACAUCAAUGUGUCCGAGGCAUUUGGCAGCGAAAGCGAGGAUCUGGAGUUCUCCUAUCGGCAGCCCUCGUUGGUGGCCGACAAGCCGGGCAAGUCCCGCGAUGAGAUUCUGGUGGUUGAGAUCAUCGACAGUGGUGCGGACAACAGCAGCUUGGAAUCGGGCGGCUCAUCCGCCUCAGCGAGCGGGGAGCACAUCAAUCCGAUCUUCACCUUCCGCAACUCGGAUGCGGCGGCUGCACCACCGCCGCCAGUUCGCCCACCGCAAUCCGUUCAGGAUGCCGACGAGCUAUUCAUGGCCGAUCUGAAGGAUGGCGUUGGUGGUGCAGUGCCGCGACCGCCGCCACCACCGCCGCCACCACCACCGCGAAAGCCCAGCAUCGAUCGCGAUUCGGACACCAUCUUUUACAUUUCCAACACGGAGGUUAAGGUGGGUGAAUCGCUGCCGACGGUGCUGCCAGUGGAUGAGCAGCAGCGCAAGUUCCAGCUGGAGAACCAGUUCUUCCCCGCCAGCUAUGUGAUGGACUCACAGCAGCAGCAGCAGCAGCAGCAGCAACAGUUGCAAUCGCAACAGGCGCAGCAGGCAGAUGAGGACAUCAUCCUAUCACCACUGCACCACAAUGCCGAUGGAUUGAAGAUCUUUCGCAGCUCCUCGUCGAGCAGUGGCGAUGGCGCACCACCGCUAGACGUGACCUAUGUGGGUGAGUCGGUCAUCGAGGUGGAGCAGCAGCCACAGAGUUGGAGCAGCACAUUGCCACCGGGGCAACAGCAGCAGCAGCAGCAGCAGGACAUCAUCAUUCAGCCGGCAGUGCUGCCGGAUUUGGCUAUUGGUGUGCCCGUCAUCGGGGAACUUCCACCGCAGAUCGAGCUCAAGGAGAUCGACUACAUGCCCGGCGAACUGGGAAUGGGUCAGAACGGAAUUGGCAUCUACGAGAACGACAUCCAGAGCAACAGCAUCGACAGCGAACCGGAUGUGAUCGAGAGCUCCAUCCAGUACGGUGGCGAUCUAAUCGACGAUGGUGCAGGCGGUGGCUUUGAUGGCGUUGAGGGUUCCUAUCCCUUCGAAAGUCCCGCGCACCGCCAGCAGCAGGUGGGCGUGGCCAGCGGGCUGAGCCACCAGCCCCACCGCCAGUCCGCCAACCACUUGCACCGCGAACAGCUGCCAGUCGCUGAAAUGGUCAAUGCCACGCUCCUCCAGCGAUAUGAUAGUGGUUCUGGAUCUGGCUCAGGAUCCGGCUCAGGAUCGGGUUCGGGUUCGGGAUCUGCAUCGGCAAUGGCUCCUUUGCUCGCGAGUGGAAGUAGCCGUUCUGGAAAUGCCACUGCUCUCUCCGAUGAUCCACUGGCUGAAUACGAUGGAUACUUCAAUCUUUUUGCUGUUUCCAUGGGUCUCAUCAUUGUCAUCCUGCCCUCUGCGCUCUUGGUAUCCAUGUACUGCGCUAUAAAGUAUGUGCUGAGCAAGAACUCAGGAGCGGGCACGGGUGGCGCCCAAGGCGAUGACAGCGAACAGGGCCAGGACUCCAAGCACGAGUCUGAAUCGUCGUCAUUCUCAUCAUCUGACUCGGCCGCCGCUUCCACCAUCCUGCAACCACGUCCACUCCUAGUGCCCCUGCACCACCCCCUGCACCACCCACUGCACCACCCACCGCCCACGCUAGCGCCCACCACGAGACCCCAGAGCGGCGUCAGUCAAGGCCAUUUACUGACGCCUGGUCUGGAGUGCCUCCAGUUUCGAUUCAACGAAGGCGGAGUGGGCAAGGUGGGUGAGUUGGUCCAGGUGGUUCCGCAGGCUAUUGGUGAUGGUAAUGGAAAUGGCAAUGAUGCCUCCUCUAUUGGCGGCUCAAGUGGUGGCAUUGGCGGUGGCCGCUGUCCUCCCUGUGGCUCCGUCACCAAGAUGACGCUCAAAGAUAAUCAUCUGAUUGUUGUCACCGAGGAGCGGCACGACAUUUCCCGAAAUGCCCGAGAGACGAAAAUGCACACAGACAAGGACGGUGUGUUCGUGGUGGAGGUGGCCCGUGGCAUCGACUCCAAGCAGCUGGCAGGCGAUCAUUCCGGCGUAACCUUGGACGCCACCGAGCUGCCCUUCGACAACAAACUGGCGCCGAAUGGCGGGCAUUUGCUAGAAAAGACUUUGCCGCCCAGCCACGAACAGGUGCAGAUCCAUGCACCGCCACAGGACUUUGCCACUGGCCAUCCAGCUCCACUGCAUCUCAUCGAGGAGGCCGAGGAGCAUGUGGCCGAGGAUCUAGGUCAGCAGGCAGUCGAGACUCACUCUAAUUUGGCACGCACUGGACUCUCGCAAUCAGAUCUCAGCUCGACUUCAUCGAGUGACUCCAACAAGCGGUACUCGUACGGCAACCAGGAGCUUUAUGUCAUCGAACAGCCGGGCUAUGCCACCAGUUCACCCACAGCAAAGCCGAUAUUGAUAAGUCCAAAUCAAAAUGCAGUCCAGGAUCUGGAGCAGAAGUCACAGCUAUCCAGCAAUACUGAACAAACCGAAAUCGAUUCAAGCCAAGGAUCUAAAAAGUCAGACGAAGAAGUUGCUAGGCCAGCGGAGGCGGUGAAAGAUGUUCUUUCACAAAAGGAGGUGGUAGCCAAUCCUCCCCAGAAAGAGGUAGACACUCUACCUCCCCAAGAGGUGGUAGCUGAAAAACAGGAAGAGCCUGUUGUUCCGGAAAAGGUGCCCGAGGUUCAAGCCAAAGGGGAGGAAGUGGUUUCACGCAAUGAGCAAGAGGUUCCACCCAAAGAGGACAUGCCUCCACCAACUGUUGAAGUCUCUCCACCAAAUGAAGAUCAGGUUCCGAUUGAGGAGAAGGAGCAGGAGGAGAAGCCAGACAACCAAGUUAAAUUCCAAGCCGAGGCAAAAUCAGAUCCUACUGAAAUGGAAGCAGAGUUACCAGAUGAAUCACCCAAACCAGAGGAGCCAGUGGAAAUCCAACACGAACCGGAGGCCGAGAGCAACUAUGACAGUCUGAUGAGCCUGCCGGCGCCACCAUCCACAGAGGAGAUCAAGGAGCUGGGCGACUACGCCCUCAUGGAGUCCAAUCAGUUGGACAGCCUGCCACCGCCACCACCGCCACUCCAAGAUGUCCCCAGCACUCCGCCGGUGAGCGCGAGGCCCGCUGCCAUCAGUGUCAGCAAUGGGAAUGGGAUUGGCAAGGUAACGGUGGUGACCACCGGCGGCGGUGUAGUUGGUGGAGUUGGUGGUGUGGCCGAGGAGCCCUCCACCCUGACACCACCCGCCUCGCCGCCCGCCACUCCACCGCCAUCGCAGACAUCGACGCAGUACGCCAGCAAUGGACUCACCAAUGGCAUCCAUGCCCUGGCCGUCGUCGAUGUGAAUGGCAGUUAAGAAAGGCCAGGUGAGAUGGGCACAUAAGUAUAUAUCCUUUUUUUUUUUUAAAUAAAUUAGAUCUCGAAGAGAUCAGGCCGGGUGGCGAUAUUAACUAUACCACGAGGAGAACGAUAGCUUGUAAGGAUUACUAGGAGUACUGAAACCCCAAAAUGGGGGAAAACAUGAAAUGUGGCAAAAAAAAACGUUCUCAAACGAAAACUUCAAUUUGAAUAUACACUAAAUAGAGCGAAACUUUUUCCACUUACUGUUUGUUGAUUUUCGAAUAUAACGAAUAAUAACAAUUAAAUGCGAUUAAUAUAAAAUAUAAAUAUAAAUCAUAAUUAAUUGUUUGUCUAUUUGCGGCUGGCGGCCUCUCCCCCCCACCUACCAUCCACCAUCCACCCACAACCACCCAUUCGACCCACUUCCCUCUCCAUUUCGGGGGGUCGGUGCGGCUAACGAGUAUUUCAAUGUCUAUAAAUCUACAAUAAAGCUAACAAAAAAUACAAAACAUACAAAAAAUACAAAAAAUACAAAAAAUUGCAAAAAUAACAAGAAAAAAAUAGUAUACAAAUGGAAAAGUAAAUACAAAUACAAAUAUAAAUACGAUGAAAUCUGCAUACGAACUACAUAUGAGUAUAUGAGUAUAUGAUGAAAGAAUUGCGAUACGUGGGCAAACAGAACAGAGCUAGGUGCGCCAAAAGGAGAGUAACUACCGAUAUGUAACGAUGCAUAAUUAAUUAGGCUAAUUAUUUACACACACACACAACAAUGCCAAAAAUGUUAAAUGGCAAAUGGUGAAUGUCAAAACCAGCAGCAACCGCAUAAAGAGCAUAAUUGUAGUGAAUUUAUUUCGAUUCGAUUGUUGGAUGGCCAAUAACAUCAAAGUGUGUCCUGUGUCCGGAUUUCCAUGAAAGUGUAGGUGUAAAGAGUUUUAAUUAGCAGAAAUCCGAGAGGAAGUCCGAGUUGGUUUCAAAAACAUCAAUUGUUUUCUAGAGCGAUUAAUUGAAAACGGAUUUCCAACAUGAAAACAAAGUCAUUUGAACUGAAUAUUCAUAUUCAGGUUAUAUAUUAGGAAGCCCUACAGUUUUCCAAUUUUUAAAUACAGAAUUCCGUGAAAGCAAAAAAGUAAGUGAAUAGUUAGAUAUUCCGGACAUAGACACACCCAAAUAUCGUUGAUAUUUCGAUAUUCAGAUUUCGCAAAUUACACAAUUCACUUGACAAAAUCAAAUGUGCCGAACUUUUGUAGCAAGCCAACAUAAUUUACAAAGAGAAACGAACAAUUUAUACAAUGCCAAUACGGUGAUUACAGCAUAAUGAUUACAAUAUAUGUAACCUUUUAAACGAUAAUCUAGUCAUAGUCCUAGUCGAUAUAACAUAUGUGUAUGUAUAUUUUUUUCGUGUGUGUGUAUGCGGAAAUUAGGCGAAUCGAGGACUUCAACUCUAAGCAAAUGAGAACUAAAUGGCUAACGAUAGAAAUAAGAUGAGAUGAGAUGGCAAACUAGAUGAAUGCAGAUCGUGAACAUUUCCGAUAUUAUUGCUCCCCCCUAAAAUGGUAUACACACAUACUAUAUACAGCAUAUAGGACAAAACUUGACUCUUUGAAAUAAAAUUCUUCGAAGUUAGGCCGAACGGAAUAAUAAAGUAAAGUAAAGCCCAAAAUCCGUGCACUGCAAGUGGCACGUUUUAGUGUAAGUAGUAGGAAUUAUCUAUGCCCCGGAUAUAUAGAGAUGGGGUCGUUUAUGGGUGGAACAUAAUCCCUGGCUAACGAUUUAACCACUUUUGUUGUUUACGUUUGUUCCAAUUGUUUUAUUGACAAUUAAGCCCCAUUGAUAAAGGUCGAACGGGGAUGCCAAUGAGAAAAUAUUAUGAAUAUUACAAAAUGAAUAGCCCAAAAAAACACACACACGAAACACUAAUCGUAAAUCAAAUAUAAAAGUUAGGAAAAGCGUGCAGACAUUUUUUUUGGUGGGUCGAACGAAAAAAAAAAACAAAAGAAAUAAGUAAAUGUGAUUGUUAUUUAACCUUAAGUUAUUAUUAAAAUCGAACUUAAACUGAUAUGUGUGUGUGUGCGUGUAAGUUUAAGCAAGUAGCAAGCCAAAUGGAACGAAGCGAAAUAGAACAAAACGAAACGAAUGGCAAUGGACCGCUCAAAGGCAAGCGAUAAACGAUAAGCGAUUACCGAUUAACGAUAGCUGGCAACUAGGCGAGUUUCAGGCCCUGAUAACACAAAAAAAAAAAAUAAAUAAAAAGAAGGAAAAACGGGGACUCACCCCAAAAUAAAUUCAAAUGAAAUUCUACAUUAAGAACAAUGGCGAGUUGAAAAACCAAACGAGAAAUACACACAGAAA